Molecule: messenger RNA, 1449 nt
Organism: Helianthus annuus (common sunflower)
Lineage: Eukaryota; Viridiplantae; Streptophyta; Magnoliopsida; Asterales; Asteraceae
Product: protein PHLOEM PROTEIN 2-LIKE A10
Exons: 1
Coding region: 173-1300 (375 amino acids)
Source: RefSeq, a predicted model, not a curated record
ACAUAAUUUCGAAAGGGGAUUAUAUAUUUAUAUUUAGAUCCACCGCAAAACAUUCUUCAACUCCUUAUCCAUUUCCGAUCUCAAGGUUCGUAAAUUCGCACCUAAUUUCACAAAUUCACACCCAAUAGGAUUUCAAUCAUCAAAUUCCUGUAUAAAUCUAUCACGUUGUUUUAUGGAUUUCAAUCUUGUAAAAAAUAGGAGAAAAUGGAUAAUUUUGAUUGCAGCAUUAGGGUUUACAACUUACGGUGCAAUUAGGGUUUAUAAUUCACCUAUUUUUAUGAAGAAAAGGGAGAGAUUUGUUAAAACGUUAAGCGCGAUAGCGUCGGUUGCAGAACUGUUAGGUGAUUCUGCUGAAACAAUAGGUGUAGUUUCAAAGGAUUUGAGAGAGUUUAUACAGUCUGAUUCUGAUGAAAUCCCCAAUAGUUUGAGACAGUUGUCGAAGAUUGCCAAGUCGGAUGAGUUUUCGGGGUCGGUUGUUAGUGUUACAAGAGCGUUAACGGUCGGGGUUUUGCGAGGUUACCGGGUUGGGGUGAGGAGAGGUGAUGUAAAUCAACUAAAUUUAAACAGUAGUUUUGCGGAUAGAGCGUUGGAUAAACUGUUUUCGCCAGCUGGGUCGGGUUUUGUGUCGGUUGUUGUCGGGAGUUUUACGAAGAAUAUGGUUUUGGCUGUUUGUGCGCGUCGAGAGGUUAACGAUGUAAACGGGUCAGGGAGUCCGGUCGAAAAGUGGGUAGAUGUGAUAGCGGAAGAAAAAUGCAGGAAACUGAUUGGUGAUUGUAUUCAGCAGUUUGUGAGUACGUUGGUGACGGUUUAUCUUGAUAAAACAAUGGAUGUUAACCCGUACGAUCAGAUCUUAUCGGGUUUGACAAACCCUAAACACGAUGAAAAGGUAAAGGAUUUGUUAUCUUCGUUCUGCAAUGGUGCUGUCGAGACGUUUGUGAGAACUUCUCACCAGGUGAUUUCGAACUCGAACGGGAAAGAGUUGAUGAGAUUAAGAACGGGCGAUAGUGAUGGGUUCGUGAGCAAGAUUUCUUCGACUUUAGCGGGUCCAAGUAACCGAAGUCUUGUUCUUGAUUUGACUGGGAGGGUGACGUUUGCGACUGUGAGAUCUUUCUUGGAUUUUUUCUUGGAACAGAUGUCAACGGGUGUGAAACGGAAGGUUGAUGUUGUUCAUGACGAGGCGGUUGACAAGGGGCGUGAGGUUUAUAGGUAUGUGAGUACGAAAUCUUGUUCUGCUAUGACUGUAUGUCUUUCGGUUUGGUUACAUGUGUUAAGUAGUCCAUGGAGUUUUGCAUCGGCAUAAGUUUGUUGCAAUAUUAUUUAGCUUGAAUUCGUUAGAUACAAUACGGUACAGUACAAUACAAUACAAGUGUGUGUAUAUAUUUGUCGAGGCCAUUCAUGAACCCGCAUUGUGGAUGCUAUAUAUGAACUCGUUAUUAGGCGUUCUCUUAA